Molecule: messenger RNA, 4933 nt
Organism: Amphibalanus amphitrite
Lineage: Eukaryota; Metazoa; Arthropoda; Thecostraca; Balanomorpha; Balanidae
Product: protein grainyhead-like
Exons: 14
Coding region: 1653-3824 (723 amino acids)
Biological process (GO): regulation of transcription by RNA polymerase II
Cellular component (GO): nucleus
Molecular function (GO): DNA-binding transcription activator activity, RNA polymerase II-specific; RNA polymerase II cis-regulatory region sequence-specific DNA binding
Source: RefSeq, a predicted model, not a curated record
AAUCGAAGGUUAUCUAAAAACUGCACACAAAAGUUAUUUUCUCAUAAAAAACAUCGUGUAUAGGAAUUCAGUCGAUUUUUCAUCCACUUUUGCUUACCAUUUCUGUUUUGUUGUCAUGUGGUUUUACGACGCCUGGCCUACUGACACCGCAGCUCCCACACACCCUACCUGGCCUUCUGGCCACCUGACAACCCUUCGGGCUACGCUCUCAUUAUGGAAUCACCAGAGACGCGCCGUCCCGUCCCGACUUCCCAUGCCGGUCCUCUGGAGACGGAGACCCCACCCCGCCCGGACCGGCCGCGCGCUGCUUCUGAGCUCUCAAUCAAGGCGGGAACAAAAGGUGACAGCGCCGGCCCUCCAUCACACAUGUCACGCCACUAAUCGGCCCGCAAAACGGCGCGCUGGAGGCAGAGCUGGCGCACCGCCGCGCUGCUUACUCGCCGCCGACGGCUGAGACGUUCGGGUGGAUGGGGUGAAACUACAAAUGGGUUGUUGGUGAGGAGUAGCGGUCUGCUGGUCGUUGAGGGAUGACCUGGGUGAUAAGCAUAUGCCAGCUGAUUAAUGAGAUAAUUGAGUUUUAUAGCUCAGAGGGAUGCAACUGGUUGUGUCUUUGAAAAUUUUUGUUAAAAGAUUAUACAACGCUUGCACAAGCACAAAAUAUGUGCACGGAAGUGUUUCUGGUGGUCAAAUAAAAACAACUUAUCUUAAGGAAUAUUGUGUUGUGCUUGUGUUGGUUAGUGGUUACCGCAUCCGUAAUUUGUUUUUAUCUUCGCUCAGGUUUCACUCAAAGUCACCAGCCUAAUCACAUCAGCGGUGCUUAAAUAUUUAUACACAUUACGUAAGCAGCAUUACAAAUUUAAGACGUAUAAUCUUCAUUACUUAUUGCAAGCCACCAACGAAUGAGCUUUGAGGUUAUCGCUUCAGAGACUGGCUGUCACUCUGCACCAAGAAGAUGCCUUGUAAACAUCCAAGAAUGUGGUAACCGUCUUCUGGAACAACACGUGGCAGGACGUUCAAGCUCGCUUCCGAAUUAGUCUCUUUCGUCUCUAGGGACUCUAAUGGAAAAAAGUACAAUACAAACUCCAGAAGCCUCAACUGGAAGAUGAUCUUAACUUCAAUGUUUUUUUUUUUUUUUGUAAAUGAUCCUGUCCUCGCCACCUCUAGAAGCCAGCGCUAAAAAUAUUGGUGGUUUCUCACUUCGAUGGUCGGUCGAUCAGUUCAACCUUCAAAUGUCAUGGUGACGACUUCCAGACUUAUCUCACUCCGAAAGCACUGAACACAAUUUCGACACGCUAAAAGACGCUGUCUCUCGUACAUCCGUUCGGCACGUCUAUCCAGAAGAGACGAAGGACCUCCACGGUUCCACCCACUGAAGAGAGCGACUGCUGCUUUUACCGCGGCCUUCGCCUGCCAAAGCGACGUCUGCAGUUCGCACAGCUGCCGAUCAGUCUUGGAUCACUAUCCUGGAUCGAGGCCUAGAUCACAUCGUCGACGGGUGACUGUCGAACCCCUCUCGACCCGUCGACGGACACCUUUGGGGGCGGCGGAGCGGCGUCGACGGGGCACGGGUACUUUCUCCGGCGCUGGUGGCGGCCGGCCGGCGGCGCGCGGCUAGCGCGUGCCCGCUAGUUUGGUGCUGACUGGCGGCUACGAUGGACGCCUAUCUCCGCGGCUGGUCGCUCGGAAGCUCAGCGGCGGCGGUGAGCGCGCCAAACGCCCUCAUCUCCACUCAGAGCAAGAUCGGCGACGAGCUGACUGCGAGCAGCGAGCUCGGGCUCCUGCUGACCGACCCAGCGGCCGUCAAACGCGAGGCCGAGGAUCUGACGGCGCGCCGAUCGCCCGAUCGACCCGAGGACCGACGCGUCGUUAUCGUCAACGGCGCUCUGGAGUUAGGCGGGAAGGUGGAGGAGCCGGACGGCAGCCCAGGCCGGUACGGGACUCAACAACCCGUGGCUCUGCUCCACGCCGACUCCCCGUCACCGAAGGACAUGUCGACGGGUCAUUACGCCGCCCAGUAUACGGGUCUCGCGCCGGCACAGGUGUUCGCCGAGCCCAUCUCACAGUACAGCGCGAUGCCUCCGUCACCGACAGCCACCUACGGACAGCCGGGGCUGCGGACCAGCGGUGCUACGUACGCGGUAACUACGGACCCGUACUACCGUGACCCGUACUACCCGGCGGCCGGCGGGGAGCAGUACACGACCGGCCGCGCCGCGCCCGUGUAUGCCGACGGUCAGGACGGACACGCACAGUUUGUGGAGCGCUACAUGAGGCCCGGCGCAGCGGUGUAUAAGCUGCCCGGGCAGGGACUGACGGUGGAUCUGCCGUCUCCGGACAGCGGGAUCGGAGCAGAGGCUACCACACCGCGGGACCAGAGCAACACCCUGCAACAGACGACUACCGGGUUCGAGUACACAGAUAUGUGCGGCACGGCCGGUCAGCAGCAGGUUCUGACCGCUGACCCGACCGUGCUGCGACCCGGUGCCACGCCCCCGGCGGUGUCCAGGUCACGGCCCUGGCACGACUUCGGCCGGCAGACCGAGGUCGAUAAGAUACACAUCCCCAAAAUAUUCUCCAACUACGGCUUCCGCUUCUUCCUGGAGACGCCGAUCUCGACGAGCCAGCGUCGCGAGGACGAUCGCCUGACGUACGUCAACAAGGGCCAGUUCUACGGCGUCACCAUGGAGUACGUGCCCGAUCCGGACAAGCCGCUCAAGAACGCCACAGUCAAGAGCGUGGUUCUGCUGGUGUUCCGGGAGGAGAAGACGCCGGAGGACGAGCUGAAGGCCUGGCAGUUCUGGCACAGCCGGCAGCACAGCGUCAAACAGCGCAUCCUCGAUGUCGAUACCAAGAACAGCAUUGGUCUGUACGGAGGUAUCGACGAGCUGGCUCACAACGCCAUCGCUGUCUACUGGAACCCACUGGAGAGCUCGGGAAAGAUAAGCAUCGCGUUGCAGUGCUUUAGUACUGACUUCAGUAGCCAAAAAGGCGUCAAGGGACUUCCGCUGCACAUUCAAAUCGACACCUACGAGGAUUAUCGGGACCCGAACGCGCCUGUCUCUCACCGCGCGUACUGCCAAGUCAAGUCCUUCUGCGAUAAGGGAGCCGAGAGGAAAACACGAGACGAGGAGCGACGCGCCUCUAAACGGAAGAUGACGGCCACCGGUCGGAAAAAGAUGGAAGAAAUGUACCACGGCUCGUGCGAGCGCUCCGAGUUUUACUCGAUGGCCGAUACCACCAAGCCGCCGACACUCUUCCAGCCAAGCGAUGACCCGGAGAAGAUUGGCAACAUGGAGCUGCAGAACUACUACGCUCAGCAGGAGGGCGAAGGAAGCCUGUGUGCUGACGCGGUGGGCUCGCCCGCGCCGCCGCCGCCGCCACCGCCGCCGCCUCCGCCGCCCCCCGCUGCCCCCGCUACCCUCAAGUUUCACUACAGCUUCCCGACGCUCCCCGCUGAAGCAGCAGACGGGGAUAGGAAGAGCGAGGAUGGCCUAUUUUCUCCGGGGGCGAAGAGGGCACGUCUCUCGCCGCCGCUCAGCCAGCGGGUGAUGCUGUAUGUGCGUCAGGAGCGGGAGGAGCUCUACACACCGCUGCACGUGGUGCCACCUACAACUAUCGGACUCCUGCACGCGAUUGAGAGCAAGUACAAAAUCAGUGCCUCCUGCGCUCAAACACUCUGUCGGAAGAACAAGAAGGGAGUGGUAGCGACGAUGGAUGAUGACAUGAUCGCGCACUACUGCAACGAGGACACCUUCCUUUUGGAGAUCAGACAGGCGGAGCAGGAGGGCGCGUUCGACAUCACACUCAUCGAAGUCGGAGACUGAGCGUAUCUCUACUUCUCAUGCCGGCCGAUAGGUGGUGCGGCGGUCGCGCCCGUUUUCGGCGGCGCUGCCACUUGCAUGCGUGUUAGUUUGUUGUUGCUUGUAGCGGUGGAGAUGUUGAUUUUGUAUGUUGACGUGAACAUUGUGAUAUUUCAUUGUGUUAUGCGCGUGGGACGGCGAGUUUGAUUUGCUGACUGCGUGAGGUCAGGGCGAAUGUGUAUUCCUGACCUUUUUUGAUAUUGUACACAGCUGAUAUGGAUAAGAUGCUGCGUCGCACGACGCUAGGAUCUCGAAUUCGUGCCAGAGCUGGACAGAGCGCACGCGAUGUUUUAUCACUGACGCGUCUGGCGGCUCGCUCUGGUGUGAGGAGGUUUGUCAGUCCGGCGCGUGCCGCGUUCCCCGGGCCCGUGAUAGGCCCAGGGCCUCGUACCUGAACCGAGGACCAGAGGACGGCGGCGGAGACCGAUAUCAAAAUCUGACCGAGCUGUGCCGGCCCCGGCUGGGCCCGUGCAGCCACAUGAACGUAGACUAUAAGGUGUGACAGUGAUGGUUGUAAAAUGUACAUAUACACACACCACCCGCAUGAAUUCACAGUGCCAAACCCGUGGGCUAGCAGUACUGUGAAGUGUGACGGGACCAGACGGGCUGCGGCGAGGAACACAAGCUCGUGCAGCAGCUGGUCUGUUAGACUUCGCGUCGUGUAGAACUAAGCUCAUCAUGUAGAGUAGUUCAUUCUUGUGACGUCGUUCCCCCAUCUUUGCUCAUGCAUGUGUCAUGAAGAGAUGAACGUGUGUCAUACGAGAACCAAGUCGUUUUCGACAGGCCGCCUGCAGUGCCACCUACUGGUGGUGUUUGUAACUAUUUUGUAAAUUUUGUCAGUGACGGCUCGUUUUUAAUGUACUUGUGCCUUUCUGAUGAAAUUGACGGUUGGACUGUGCGUUGCCAUGUGAGAAAGGGCGGCCGGUGCGGUUCAUUUACAUGGGAGGACGUUCAAAGUGCUGUAAAUGUAAUUUAUUGGCCACUGUUUUAGCAUUGUGCCAGCUGCUUCUAUUUCAGCAAGCGAGCUUGUUAGAUUAAAGUACGCUAUACAAUACAGUUGUUCAGAGAACUUG